This is a messenger RNA of Acanthamoeba castellanii str. Neff, 198 nucleotides long. RefSeq lists its product as uncharacterized. NCBI's taxonomy places the organism in Eukaryota, Discosea, Longamoebia, Acanthamoebidae. The record is from RefSeq and is a predicted model, not a curated record. Bases 1 to 198 code for a protein of 65 amino acids. The transcript has 2 exons.
AUGAGGGGACCCUCAUUCAGCAACCCCAUGAUUGCUGAGAGCGUCCAUGUCCUGAGCGAGGCUGGCAAGGAUUGCUACAAGCAGAAAGUGAGCUUGAGUGAUGAUCAGUUUCGCUAUCAACACAGUGACAGACUCAAGCACCCAUGCAACUUGAAACGUUUCCAGCAGUGCAAAAGGUACAGCUACAAAGCAAUAUGA